This is a messenger RNA of Rotaria sp. Silwood2, 549 nucleotides long. The record is from the annotation of a GenBank genome assembly. NCBI's taxonomy places the organism in Eukaryota, Metazoa, Rotifera, Eurotatoria, Philodinida, Philodinidae.
AUGCAUACGAGUGAUACUACGACGAAACCAAUUCUACCGAGUUUUGUUGUACAAGAAGAAGGUGCACGUAAAGUACUUGUCUAUUUAAAUAUUCCUGAAUUAAGAGUCAAACGAGCAUUUCCAAAUAUUUUUAAAUUUGUUCCAUCAAAUGGACAUGAAAAAGAACUUGAUUUUAAAAAUCAAUCAUUUACAUUUUCAAUAAAUGUUCAAACAAAAUUAUAUUCAAUUUCAAUUGCACGAUUACCAGGAGAAAUUCAACCUGAACGUUGUUCAAUUAUGUAUCAACGUGGUGGUUGUUGGAUAACAUUAUUUAAAUUAGAACCAAUGUCUUGGAUGAAUAGAAUUUGUGAUAAUUUUAAUCCUGGAUUAGAUAUCGAAGAAGAUGAUAAUCAAACUCCAGAAGCAUCAGCUCCUGUUGAAGAUGUACAAUUAAAAGAUACUGAUAUGCCACCACCAUUCAAUUUAGUUCCGCUAGCUCCUCCUAUACCACCUCGAUCAUCAACAAAAAAAGCACCAGCGCCACCACCACCACCAACAACAACUAAUUAA